UUGAGAAUGCAGAAGAUGUCACCUCUCCUGGCCCUGGGGCUGCUGGGGGCUGUUGUCGUGGGCCACUCGAGCAGCAUACUCAGAGGGGAAGAUCAGGCCCACGAGAAUGAGACCCAUGUGGAUAGCCUCAGGAUGGCCUCCAGCAAUGCUGACUUCGCCUUCAGCCUCUACAAGCAGUUGGCUUUGAAGACCCCCGACAAGAAUGUCAUCUUCUCACCCCUGAGCAUCUCCAUGGCCUUGGCCUUCGUGUCCAUAGGGGCCCGUGGCACCACCCUGACAGAGAUUCUCGAAGGCCUCAAGUUCAACCUCACAGAGACCCCAGAGGCUGAAAUCCAUCAGGGCUUCCAGCACCUUCUGCGUACCCUCAAGCGGCCUGGUGAGCAGCUGCAGCUGAGCACGAGCAAUGCCAUGUUCGUGGAGCAGCAUCUGAAUGUGCUGGAGAAGUUCAGGGAGGAGGCCCAGGCGCUGUACGGGGCCGAGGCCUUCAACGCCACCUUCCAAGACACUGCCACCGCCGAGCAGCUCAUCAACAGUUACGUGGAAAAGAAGACCCAGGGGAAGAUUGCGGACUUGGUCAGCGGCCUUGACCCACAAACAGUGAUGGUCCUGGUGAAUUACAUCUUCUUUAAAGCCAAAUGGCAGCAUCCCUUUGAUCCUCAAGACACAUACAAGUCAAAGUUUCAUGUGAGCAAAGGAAAGUCCGUGAACGUGCCCAUGAUGAACAUUGAGGACCUGGACACACCUUACUUCCGGGAUGAGGAGCUCUCCUGCACCGUGGUGGAACUGAAAUACACUGGUAAUGCGAGUGCACUCUUCAUCCUCCCUGAUGAAGGCAAAAUGAAGGACGUGGAAGCCAUGUUGUUCCCAGAGACACUGAGGCGGUGGAGAGAGUCACUGCAGACCAGACGGAUAGAUGAACUCUACCUGCCCAAGUUCUCCAUCUCCAGCAACUACAAUCUGGAAGACGUACUUCCCCAGCUGGGCAUGAGGGAAGUCUUCAACAAGCAGGCUGACCUGUCAGGAAUCACAGGGGCCAAGAAUGUGAUGGUUUCCCAGGUGGUCCACAAGGCUCUGAUUGAUGUGAGUGAGGUGGGCACAGAAGCAGCUGCUGCCACAGGAGUGAAAAUCACCCUCUUAUCUGGAAGAAUCGACCCACUGAUUGUGCGUUACAAUAGACCUUUCCUGGCGGUCAUCAUCUCUGGAGACGAAGGGUUCAUCCUCUUUAUCAGCAAAAUCUUCAACCCUAAGGAAGUGUAA
Molecule: messenger RNA, 1257 nt
Organism: Orycteropus afer afer
Lineage: Eukaryota; Metazoa; Chordata; Mammalia; Tubulidentata; Orycteropodidae
Gene: SERPINA3
Product: serpin family A member 3
Biological process (GO): negative regulation of endopeptidase activity
Molecular function (GO): serine-type endopeptidase inhibitor activity
Source: RefSeq, a predicted model, not a curated record